Molecule: messenger RNA, 1846 nt
Organism: Halichondria panicea
Lineage: Eukaryota; Metazoa; Porifera; Demospongiae; Suberitida; Halichondriidae
Product: ataxin-10-like
Exons: 9
Coding region: 90-1667 (525 amino acids)
Cellular component (GO): cytosol
Source: RefSeq, a predicted model, not a curated record
ACAGAUAGCUCUAUUCAAGGGCGACUUAGAAGCAACACCUCGAAUCUCCACGUGGAGUGCUAAAGGUGGGCGUUCCCAUCCAAGGAGCAAUGGAAACUUGGAAGAAGUUAUGGACUGCCUUUCACAAGCUGCAAGAAAAAGACAGACAAGAUGGAGUAGAGGAGGUCAUAAAACAGCUCGUGAGGGAGUCACUACAGGAGAAAAAUAGAGAUGUGUCUGCUACUGAUCUGAGCAUGCUCAGUGGGUUUCUGUGUCCGGUCUUGUCUAGUCUGAGCUCAGGGGGCGUGACUACCACUCACCAACUCUGGGGGGCUGGCUUUGAAGGGGUUAAGUUGGCCCGGAAUCUUGUGGCAGGAGUCAGUUACAACCAACUGCACAUAUUAAAUGAUUCUGUACUAAUAACUGCUGUCGUCAACCUUUGUAACCACCUCUCGACCUUUACUGCCUUUGAUACAAGUACUGCCGACCUGUUAAAAGUGGCGUUGCAGUUGCUAGGCAACCUGUGCGUGUGCUCUAGCGAAGGUCAGGACAUGAUAUGGAAAUACUGCUACCCUAAAUUGUUUGAGGGGUUGCUGUCAUGUGAUUGCCCUCCUGCGGUGAACGUCACUUGUAUGAUCAUACUCACGUGUGUCAGGGAGAGCUCCUCUAGAAGGUUGGAAUGUAUGUGUUUAUUACGGCAGUUGCUUCGUUGCCUAGGAGAUGACGAGCGACUGGAAUGGAUCGACCUACUCCUUCAGCUCCUACUCUCGCGGACACCUCUACAGUUGCUAUGGAAACAAUGCAGCGAUUGGCCGAAUGAAGUGCUCACACUAUUAAAUUAUAUACUGGAGCAAUUAUUGGAAGCCACUCACGACAACUACGAAGUACCCAAUAAAUCAACAGAUAAAUCAACGGGAGAUAUUAACACACAAACUGAAAAUCUAACUAUUUCUAAAUGUUCGGCAACACCUACUGCUGAGUGUGAGGUGUACGUUGCUAUGGCUACAAACGACAAUCUCGACUGUCUACAGCGUAUGUUUUGUGAGCAUGCUCAGUACGUAAUCUCCCGCGGCGAUGAGCUGAUCACCAUGGCAACAGCAAUAACGAUGGCGAGUGAUUGUCUGGAAGAUUCUGAAGUACUGAUACAGGUCCAGCUGGUGAGGUGUCUACUCUCUGUCCUCAACGCUCUGUGUGGGUGUGGUCAUGUUCUGCAACAGCUGCAGAGCCUCCGUCCCCCAAUCACCACCACACUAGAUCUUCUGAAGACCCUUUCUACGAUGGAUGGAAGCGCUGACUCAGCACGUCAUCGUAGCAGACUGGCAGCAAAGACCACACCCACUUCUAGUGUGAGGCUCCACCUACUAUUUGCGUUCAAGCGUGACCUGAUUCGACUGAUAGCUAAUCUCUCUCAUAAGAGUCCAAUAGUUCAGGAUAUUGUUAACGAGGUGGGGGCUUUCCCCUUAAUCCUCAAUCAGUGCAGCAUUGACCAUCGGAAUCCUUAUAUCACACAAUGGUCUGUACUUGCCAUACGUAAUCUCUGCGAGAACAAUCCGACCAAUCAGAUGCUAGUCGCUGGUCUCGAGUCACGAGGUUCCCCCAACACUGCCGGGCUACUACAAGAGAUGGGCUGUGAAGUGGAGAUCGGAAUAGACGGGAAGAUGAAGGUUAAAGGUCAAGCGAAAAAGUAAAGACAACUGAGAGAGACUAAUUGUGACAUUUGCUUGCUUGUUUACUAGCUAAACCAUUGUGUACAUUGCUUGUGGUUUUGUGGCAAAACACUUGUGACUUUCUUGGUACUCAAGAAUUGUUUAUGUUACUUGUUGUAUAUCAUGCGAUUUGCUACGUUAUCGAGAAUGUACAAACUUGA